Scheffersomyces stipitis CBS 6054 is the source of this 2160-nucleotide messenger RNA. Its product is annotated as Leucine rich repeat protein. The transcript has a single exon. The record is from RefSeq and is a predicted model, not a curated record. Gene Ontology annotation, molecular function: protein binding. Bases 1 to 2160 code for a protein of 719 amino acids. NCBI's taxonomy places the organism in Eukaryota, Fungi, Ascomycota, Pichiomycetes, Serinales, Debaryomycetaceae.
AUGGAAUCUUUUGUGCUUCACUUGGAUCGUUUCCCUCUACACAUAGUGGAGUCUAUAAUCUGUCAUCUUCCCUUUCGUCUUGCUCUUGCUGUCGUUUCUAACGGCUCCUCUCCGUAUCAACACCCAUUGCUCAAUGCGGUUUACAGGAAUAUCGAAGUCAACACAGAGGAAGGCUAUGACGAUGAUCCUCUAUGUAUGAGUCUAGAAAGACUCAGAAAGAGGUACCUUCUCGACAGCGCAGUAGCCUCUGUACAUAUGUCUGUAUAUAUCCCAGUGGGGAACUUUGAAGUAGUUGCUGAGUUCAUUGAUAGAAACACCCAUAUCCAUGUCCAAAAUCUUCGAGUUAUUGAUGAACCAUCAAAGGAAUUGUUUACCCGAAUGCUGACAAUAGUCCAGCGAGUCAAAAAGCUCCUGUUCGAAACCCCUGAAGAAUUCGACGAGGCCUCAGAGCAGGCCAUGUUGGAAUACACGCUCCCAGCAAACUUAUACGGACUUCAUACUUUCGAUUUCCAUACUGAAAUGUACAUGCCUCUCCAUUUGCUGAAACUAGAACUUCAGAUCUUCAGUUUCAAAGAAGAUAUCAUUCAAAGUCUCCCUCCAAGCCUUGAAUCACUUAGCAUAAUUUUACACCAAGCCGAACCGUUCCUAUUACCGGAUGAAAUGGCUCUACUUCCGAAAACAAUCAAAUCAUUACAGCUCGAGCAAUGUUUGGUUCUACAAGGAAAAGGUGAAAUCACGAUUGAUUUCCCCAACACUUUACAACUGUUCACAUUCGUUGCCUAUGAGAACUUUGAAAAUCUCGUUCUCGACUUGUCAAAUUUGAUCAAUUUAACAGAUAUUGAUAUAAAUGGUCUACAAUAUAAUCUUCCAUUAUCAGCAUUCAAAUUACCUGCCCUGAUAGAAAAUUUGCAGUUUAAAUCGGGACUUCUAUCCGAAGGCAUGUACCAGAUUGAAGAGCUUUCAAAAUUGAAACAACUUCUGUUAUUUAGAAGACCUAAACCCCAAAAUAACGAAUAUGAGAAUGAAUUGAAUUCAUCCUUAUUUAAAAGAGUUGUUCUACCUUCCGGCCUUCAACAAUUCAUCAUACAAGAUGGGUUUGGAAUCCUGUCGCAAGGAUGCAAUCCUCUUUUGCUUCGAAACUUUGACCUCCCAAAGGAUUUGGCAAGAUUGUCAUUGGCCAACUGCACUUUGCAUGCGAUCCUUGAACAUAUGUCAAAAUUGACGGACUUAAGUCUUACGAGUGUAGGCACUUUUGAUCAACUAUCGACAUUACAGACUUUAACUAAAUUGCGUAUAACGAACCUGAAGAUACCAUUAUACUUUUGGGAAGAUGUUUUACAUAUGGCAAGUUUGAGAAAUUUGGAAGUUAGCUUUUGUGAACUUAAGGGUUUCCCUUUAAAGCUACCUGAAAGACUCGAGAGGUUGAACUUAGGGGAAAAUAACAUAACGGAAGUUAAUGUUCAAUUGCCGUACAAAUUGUUUGACCUCAAACUAUGUCGUAACUUUAUCACAAGCUUUAUUAUCAUUGGCGAGAGCAAGUUGAGGAACUUGGACCUCGACAUUAAUAAGUUGACCGAGAUCAAUAAUACCACUUUCCAGAUUCCAGGAAGUGUUAAGGAACUAUCCCUUCGAACCAACCCCAUCACUACCGUGCACAAAGAUUUUACGUUUCCCAGAGAAAUUCGAUUUCUUUACCUCAACCGAACUAGCAUAGUUAAAGUAGAGGAGGUAUUGGCAAAAUUACCCCCACAAAUAGUGGAAUUGGAGAUGGACAGUAAAAGAAGGGUUCAAGAUGGCGACAAACCAAAAUCCAUUCGAGUUAGUUCUCCUACCCUUUGGAAGGCCAGCAUCAUGAAUUGCUUGGUAGACUGUGAAAUAAUCUGGGAAGACUGUUCCAAUCUUGAAUAUAUUGAUAUGAGUUAUAAUACCAUUGAAGUGAUACGUGUUGAAACGUUUCCUCUCUCGUUGAAGAGUUUGCGCUUGAAGCAGUGUGGUUUGCGAGAAGUAGAAGGAGACUUUUAUAAGUUGCCGAACUUGUUGUUAGCUGAUCUACGAAACAACAAUUCACUUUCAUGGUCGAACGAACAAAGAGAGCUUAAUAAGAAUGUUCGUCUAGUACAAGAAUCUGAUUUCGAGGAUGAUACUGAAUCUGAAUCCUAA